GCCCUGCAGCCAUAAACUCAGUGACGGUUGGCCUCGCUGGUCUGGGUCUUGAGCGUUAACUGAUUUUGAAGUUUCCUAAUUUGGCUCCGGAGGUUCUUUUACAGUGUCUCUAAAGUGAGUGAAAGGAUAAAAUUCCUGCAGUCUGGGGAAAAGCAGAAGCAAGAAUUGGCUUAAAGAUGUUUAAGAAUAAUGUUACUGAACAUAAGCUAAAUGUGGAAGCCAUAAUCAAAAACAUUCACACAAUUUCUUUGGAGUUGAAAAAGAUGAAAGAGCACGCCCAGUUACUGCUUUGUGAUCUUACUCUACAUUUCAGUCAUCCUCCAAAGACAGAGGACUUAACAGAAACGGAAGGAAACAAGCCCCUCUAUGAAGAGUCCAAAAUCUCAGAUGUAUCCCUUGCUUCUAACAGGUUUUUUAUCUGAUUUCUUUUUUGUUUGUUGUGAAUUUGUUUGUAUUGUUGUAUUAACAAAUAUAUGGGAGAAUUGAAUUUACUAAUGUGUUUACUAUGAUUAAAAACAAA
Nycticebus coucang (slow loris) is the source of this 520-nucleotide messenger RNA. It is a transcript of the gene C17H5orf58, whose product is annotated as chromosome 17 C5orf58 homolog. The record is from RefSeq and is a predicted model, not a curated record. The transcript has 4 exons. Lineage: Eukaryota; Metazoa; Chordata; Mammalia; Primates; Lorisidae. Bases 177 to 422 code for a protein of 81 amino acids.